UAUGGUGGUUCACCUUCGGCCGCAGGUUUGUGCGCGCGCGCGCGGGUUUAUUCCGCGUGUGCUCCUGAAACCAAUUGCUGUUUCUCCCCCCCUGAAUGACAGCAGAAUUUCGCCUCGCCCGGAGCGACGUCACAGUAAAGUGGAAGAAGACAGCUCCAGACUUUAUCACCCGGAGAGCAGAGGACUCGCUUCCUCCGUGCGUCAAAGCGCAGAGAGUGUAGCGCGCACGGAGGGUAGGAGACCUCAGAGCGAGAGGGAAACCUCAGAAACCUUGAAGUGAAGACCGACUUGACUCUUUCUACAUUAUGUAGAGCAAGUGAGUUGACUCAGGGACUCGGACCUCGUUCUCCAGGCUGGGAGCAUGUGAUGCGCGACGGCAGAUCAAGGAACGAGCUCCGCGAUAAUAAUGAGGAGGUCAGACACACUUUCUGAAGCGGACACUUGACCGGCAUUCUGCGUGCCAAGAUGCGCCCGACGGGGGCACCUGGACCCGCGCGCCGCCGCUGACGGAGAACUUUUCCUAAAGCCAGGCGAGGACCUCCUAUGCAUAUCAGAGAGCGCCCCUUUCGCUGCUGCGCGUUCCAGUGAACCUCGCGGGGGAAUCCCCCGGAGGACCCGCCGCGUCCAACAUGACGGUCCGUCUGUCGCGGAUCCAGCUGGCCCUGUUCUUCAUGUCGCUCUGUCCGCUCAACAUAAUCGGACUCUGGUGGGCGGUGGGCAGUCCUCUGGUCAUGGAUCCCAACAGCAUCUGCAGGAAGGCCAAACGUCUGGUGGGGAAGCAGGCUGAGCUGUGCCAGACUCAGCCGGAAAUCGUCAAUGAGGUGGCCAGAGGAGCCCGGCUGGGGGUCCGCGAGUGCCAGUAUCAGUUCAGAUACCGCCGCUGGAACUGCACGAGUCACAACAAGUACUUUGGGAAAAUACUACAGCAAGAUAUCCGAGAGACUGCAUUCGUCUACGCAAUCACGGCGGCCGGCGUGACGCAUGCCGUGACCCAGGCCUGCAGCAUGGGAGAGCUCCUGCAGUGCGGCUGCGAAGCAACCAGGAACAGAGCGCCUCCGAGGCCGCCAUCGUCUUCCUCACCUCGGGAUGGGGUUAAGUGGGAGUGGGGAGGCUGUGGAGACGACGUGGAGUUUGGUUACGAAAAGUCCAAACAGUUUAUGGACGCGAGAAGACGGCGGGGGAAAAGCGAUAUCAGGACACUCAUUGAUCUGCACAACAAUGAGGCGGGGAGGCUGGCAGUCAAGCUCUACAUGCGAACUGAGUGCAAGUGCCACGGCCUGUCGGGCUCGUGCACGUUACGCACGUGCUGGAAGAAGAUGCCUCAUUUCCGUGAGGUGGGCGACCGCCUGCUGGAGCGCUUCAACGGCGCGGCAAAGGUGAUGGGCAGCAACGACGGGAAGACCCUCAUCCCAGUCGGCCACAACAUAAAACCGCCGGACAAGCAGGACCUGAUCUACUCGGACGAGUCUCCGGAUUUCUGCUCGGCCAAUCGUAAAACGGGGUCGCUGGGAACACGGGGGCGCACGUGCAACAGCACGGCCAUGGACAUCAGCGGCUGUGACUUGUUGUGCUGUGAGCGGGGCUAUUGGGAGGAGACUGUGGUGUCUGAGGAAAACUGCUUAUGCCGUUUCCAUUGGUGUUGCGUCGUCCAGUGCAAGAAGUGUUUGGUACGGAAGGAGCUGAAUCUGUGUCACUGAGGAACUGAUCACAUGACUUUGGUCAUCUGCUUCUUCUUAGCCUUUUGCAUAAGAGAAUGGACUUGACUGCUUUAGGUUUUGUCAACCAAGAUUUUGCGAAACAUUUGAAACAUUUGAAACAUUUUCACUCGCUGUUGGCUUUUUAGCAGAAAACCAAAGAUGCAUUUUCUGUUUUUCAUUCAUUUUUAAACCAAGGACCCAACAAAAGCUCCUUUUUGAUCCAAAGUGACCUUUUUACACGAAGUCUCCUUCCACUUCAGCAGCAGGACUUUGUGUGGAUCUAAACGCCAACCGCUCUGCCAAAUUUCACGAACAGAUGGAAACACCAGCGGUUACUCUGUUUUUGUACUGUUUGCUAUUUAAAGUCCUUCUGGACGUUGUUUUCUACCUACUGGAUGUUAGGGAUACUUUCCUGAUAUGCUGACAUGUAUGUUUGCACAGUUACCAAACAGUCCUCUUUUUGAUCACCAAUAAUCAGAAACUGGUUUCAUUUAAUUGCAAAAAUACAGAUCUUUAAAAUGAA
Molecule: messenger RNA, 2220 nt
Organism: Oryzias latipes (Japanese medaka)
Lineage: Eukaryota; Metazoa; Chordata; Actinopteri; Beloniformes; Adrianichthyidae
Gene: wnt6b
Product: wingless-type MMTV integration site family, member 6b
Biological process (GO): cell fate commitment; canonical Wnt signaling pathway; neuron differentiation
Cellular component (GO): extracellular region
Molecular function (GO): frizzled binding; cytokine activity
Source: RefSeq, a predicted model, not a curated record